CGCAAACCCGGAAGCGGAUCGAGCAGAGAAGGGGCGCGCUCGGUAUAAACUUACCUGAGAGAGAAGACCAGAAGAGGGAAAAAAGGAGGAAUGACUCUUUUCCAGGGAUGGUUAACAUUCAGGGAUGUGGCCAUAGAGUUCUCUCAGGAGGAGUGGGAGUGUCUGGACCCUGCUCAGAGGGCCUUGUACAGGGACGUGAUGCUGGAGAACUACAGGAACCUGGUCUCCCUGGGUGAGGAUAACUUCUCUCCAGAAGUUGUUCCGGAGGCGAAAUGUGUAAAAUGGAUCCAUAGCGCCGUGCUCCGUCUGGAUAUGCCAGCCGUAUAUUUCCCUCAAGUCUUCCUCUUCUUCCUGUGGAUUAUUUGGAAGAGUAUUCCAUAGCAGGACUAGACCAUAUUCACUCAACUGCUGAUGGGCAUUUGCUUGUUACCACCUUUGCCUGAUGUUAAGAAGUUGCUGUGAACUUUCAAGUACAAGUAAGUUUGAAUAUUUGUUUUCAGUUCUUUUGGUUAUAUUAUAUACCUAGGAGUGGAAUUACUGGGUCACAUGGUUUAAUAUUUUGAGAAUUGGCCACACUGUUUUCUGCAGCAGCUACAACAGCUUAACAGCAAUGUGUCAUGACUCUAAUUAGAAUCUUUACAUCUUUACCAACACUUAUUUGUUGUUGUUGUUGUUGUUGUUUUUCAAUAGUCAUCCUAGUGGGUAUGAAAUGAAACUCAUUUGGUUUUGACUUUGCAUCUUACUAAUGACUACUUUCAUUGAACACCUCUUCUUGUGCUUGUUUCAUUUGUACAUCUUCUAUGGAGAAACGUCUAUUGAAAUACUUUGAC
Herpailurus yagouaroundi (jaguarundi) is the source of this 830-nucleotide messenger RNA. Its product is annotated as zinc finger protein 677-like. The transcript has 6 exons. The record is from RefSeq and is a predicted model, not a curated record. Bases 91 to 381 code for a protein of 96 amino acids. NCBI's taxonomy places the organism in Eukaryota, Metazoa, Chordata, Mammalia, Carnivora, Felidae. Gene Ontology annotation, biological process: regulation of DNA-templated transcription.